Danaus plexippus (monarch butterfly) is the source of this 945-nucleotide messenger RNA. RefSeq lists its product as uncharacterized. The coding region runs from base 175 to 912 and encodes 245 amino acids. Lineage: Eukaryota; Metazoa; Arthropoda; Insecta; Lepidoptera; Nymphalidae. The transcript is spliced from 9 exons. The record is from RefSeq and is a predicted model, not a curated record.
UCUCUAUAUGUUAUGUUAAGACCGACCGCUGGUUUGCUUCCCAAGUGUCUCAAUGUCGUAGAACCAUGAAUCAGACAAGUCGGGAGCCUCGUUAAUAAUGAUCUUUAUGAUGCAGUCAUCAAAACGGAUCGCCUCACUACGUCGCUGAAGGUCGGAGGUCACUACGACCACGCCAUGACCUACAAGUGCGAGGAGUGCCAGCUCACGGACAUCCUGUGUAACGGAGCCAGCGCCCUCACUACCGGCCGCGUCACCGUCAUCCCCGUCUCCAAGCUGAUCAACUUUAACUUCCCGAGGUUUGAGGACAACAACGCCUGCGUCUACAUCGGCUUCUUCAAGCAGGACGGGAAAGUCUAUCAGAAAAUCCUCGGAGUCAUUGAGAGUCAGAUAACUGGUAUUGUUGGUUUUUCUAUUAUUUUCUCUUGUCUUAAUAUUUACGUGAUGUAUUCUUUUCGGCGGGUCAAUGACACAGAGGUCACAAUACCGUAUAAGAAGGUCGUGGAUGCCCCUAAGGAGGGUGAGCAGUUCCAGUACCAGGUCCCCUACAACUGUGACAGCUGUAUCGUCGACAGAGUUUACUGUGACGGAAUACAAUUGGAACUGAUGAGUUCAACUCGCAGGAGCGGGGUGGGCUCUAUCGGUUACUACACGGUGACUCCGACGGACAUAACCAUCAAGAUAACAGAGUUCAGCCCGACCUACGAGGGCGUCUACCAGGCGGUGUUCGUGCUGGGAGGAGAGACGAUCAGCAAGACGAUACUGGAGAUACGAGAUGCUGAAUCUCACGAGGGAGAGGACUCGGAGCCAGAGGAAACUUCCCAACCUCCGGAAGCGCCGACAGAGGCCGCCACCGUCGCCGCCUCGGAGGAAGCGACCACGGCCGCUGCGGCCACCACCGCCGCGCCCAAGUGACUCGGCUGAAGCGUCAAUAAACAGUCGACUGAG